AUGCCAAACAAAACACCAAACUCCUGGGAAGAGGAACUCUCCCAACAAACGGAAAAUGUGAAUAUGAACCAAGGUCUGAAUGACCUCAGUAACGGCGAUACCACGGACGCUACCGAUUCUGGUUCCGUUGCUAAAACAACUACUGCUAAACCCCUGGAUAAGAGUAGAGGUUCUAUAGCCAGUGCUUCUGGCAAGUCUUCGGUCAAAUUGCCCGGUCGCUCUAUCUUAGCUCGCGGCAAUAUCGAAGCUGCCAAGGCUGCUCGUGCUGCCGAUGCUGUCGCCAAAGCACAGCAGGCCGACGUCGAUGAUGCCACCCUGAAAGAGAUAUACGGAGAGAAGCGUGAGCACGUUAACGUUGUCUUCAUUGGUCAUGUUGAUGCUGGAAAGUCUACCCUGGGUGGAUCUCUGCUAUAUUGCACCGGCAUGGUGGAUGACCGUACGAUGGAGAAAGUUAAGAGAGAAGCGAAGGAGGCUGGAUGCCAAUCCUGGUAUAUGUCUUGGGUUCUAGAUCUGACGGAAGAGGAGCGAACCAAGGGUAAGACUGUGUCUUAUGUUCCCCAUAUGAUUGGUGGUGCUUCUCAGGCAGACCUUGCCUGCCUCGUCAUUUCUGCCCGCAAGGGUGAGUACGAGACCGGAUUCGAAAAGGGUGGCCAAACACGUGAACACGCCCUUCUUGCCUGUAACAGCGGUGUGCAAAAAUUGGUCAUUGUCGUCAACAAGAUGGAUGACCCCACUGUCGACUGGUGCAAAGCGCGUUUCGACCAGUGCACUGCUAAGGUUAUUAAGUUCUUGGAAGCUCUUGGCUACAAGAAAAAGGAUAUUCUCUGUAUGCCCGUUUCAGCCCAGCGUACGCUGGGUAUCAAAGAACGCAUUCCAAAGGACGUCUGUCACUGGUAUAAUGGUCCUUCCCUACUAGAAUAUUUGACGGACUUUGAGCUCCCUGAGCGUAAAAUUAAUUCUCCGUUCAUGAUGCCGGUCACUUCUAAGUACCGAGACAUGGGCACAAUGUGUGAAGGCCGGGUUGAAUCUGGUGUCAUAAAAAAGAACAGCAGCUACUUGUUGAUGCCUAACAAAACCGAAGUUUUGAUAUCCGCUCUCUACGGCGAGACAGAAAACGAAAUAUCGACUGCCAGUGCCGGUGACCAGGUUCGUCUCCGUCUGCGUGGUGUCGAAGAGGAAGAUCUACUCCCAGGCUUUGUGCUUUGCUCGCCGAAGCGUCCUGUUCACUGUGUGCAUACCUUCGAGGCCAAGAUUCGUAUCUUGGAUUUAAAGAACAUUCUCACUGCCGGUUUCAAUUGUGUGAUGCACGUUCAUUCUGCUGUCGAGGAGGUAACUUUUGCUCAACUUCUCCACAAGCUGGAGUCAGGAACCGGCCGCAAAAGCAAGCGUCCGCCGUCGUUCGUCAACAAGGGUCAGACAAUAAUUGCCCGCCUUGAGGUCACUAGCGCUGCUGGAGCUGUGUGCGUGGAAGAGUACACAACGCUAGAAUCGAUGGGAAGAUUUACCCUGCGCGAUCAAGGCCAGACCAUUGCGAUUGGUAUGAUCACUAAACUCAUCCUCGGGGGCAACGAACAUUAA
This is a messenger RNA of Penicillium angulare, 1578 nucleotides long. RefSeq names its product Eukaryotic peptide chain release factor GTP-binding subunit. NCBI's taxonomy places the organism in Eukaryota, Fungi, Ascomycota, Eurotiomycetes, Eurotiales, Aspergillaceae. Gene Ontology annotation, cellular component: translation release factor complex. Bases 1 to 1578 code for a protein of 525 amino acids. The record is from RefSeq and is a predicted model, not a curated record. Gene Ontology annotation, molecular function: GTPase activity; translation release factor activity; GTP binding. Gene Ontology annotation, biological process: translation; nuclear-transcribed mRNA catabolic process, deadenylation-dependent decay; translational termination. The transcript is spliced from 3 exons.